UAUCUUUCGCGCCUUAUAUGGAAAGAUCAAACGACAUAUGUUGUAAGUGGCGAUCGUAUCAACGCUUAGUAAAGUAAAGUAGGGUGUGGUAAGAUGGGACAUGUUUUAUUCUCAUUAAUGUCCAAUUCCGUAGUAAUCAAAGCACAUUUACGGAACAAUAUAAUCAUACUCGCACGACUUUUAUAAUAGCGUUAUUAAUUGUUCAAAACACGAUAGGAAAAUAUUGGAAUUUUAUGCUAACGGUAUCCCAUCUUACCCCAAGGUACCAUGUGUUCGUAUUUUACACCUUAAAUAGGCAUACCAAUGAAAUCAAAAAUGGUGUAAAAGCGAAGUUCACUCUUUGUUGGUAUACGCGUUUGUUACAAAAAUAGGUUCCCGUUGCAUACAGUGUGCUCUUACCCACAAAGUUACAUGCGUGGUAACUUGUAAGCAGGCACGAGGUUUAGGAAACAGAACACCUGUGUUAUAACGACCCACAGAGAUAUAUCUCUGCGCAUAAGAACCAUACAAAUCAUCACUCGGUAACGAACAAUAGGCUGUACCAAAUCACAUCCACAAUAUCCGACACACAAUGAGACGUUAAACGGAAAUCGUACGUUGUGUAAGAAAUAUCACAGCGCACACCUUACCAAUAUACAUUAGUCUGGUUUUUAACCUAUUGCUAGAUAGACUGCGAAGAAAACUUGAAGAAAAAUAGAAGUUGAGUGUAUGCGAUGACUAGGCAAGGGCAGAUCUUAGCGAUCGCCGCCUUGGUGUUCAUCUUUUUCAAUCAUGUUAACGGAAGAGGACUUGAUCGUUCGAGAAGAUCCGCUGAUAAUUUGACCGAAGCCAUCGUAUUGACCAACGCUGAAAUAUCGUCUAUUGUCAGCUUGCACAACAACCUUCGUGAGCAACAAUCUGCUACAAACAUGAAACGACUGACCUGGGACGCGGACCUCGCAACAUUCGCACAAAAUCAUCUGAGUACAUGUCCUGACGGUCACUCAAGCGGAACGGCAGGCGGUUUUUCGAGUAUCGGUGAAAACAUCGGGACUUCCCGAACUUCAUCAACUACUUACGACCGCACCUUCAUUACUACGGUGACACAAUCCUGGUAUGAUGAGGUAAGAUUGUGUAAAGCUACUAGCAAGAACAAGCUAAAAUCAUCCAAUGUGUAAAGCUACUAGCAAGAACAAGCUAAAAUCAUCCAAUGUGUUGUAUAAAAUGGCGGUCGCGCGUAUUUUACAUCGGCGAUCCGAUUCCUUUUUGGCGGGAAUAAGCACCGCCAAUCCCCGCGUAUUUUGGUGCAAGUCCUACAAUUGGGAAUGCGCUGAAGACACCCAUGUUAUAACUCGACAGU
Messenger RNA from Ciona intestinalis (vase tunicate), 1339 nucleotides. The record is from RefSeq and is a predicted model, not a curated record. Lineage: Eukaryota; Metazoa; Chordata; Ascidiacea; Phlebobranchia; Cionidae.